Messenger RNA from Dreissena polymorpha, 1170 nucleotides. RefSeq lists its product as uncharacterized. Lineage: Eukaryota; Metazoa; Mollusca; Bivalvia; Myida; Dreissenidae. The transcript is spliced from 2 exons. The coding region runs from base 58 to 498 and encodes 146 amino acids. The record is from RefSeq and is a predicted model, not a curated record.
AAUCAUGUCGAAUCAUGGCUCAGUAUGUCCUGUUGCUAAAUUUCAUCUGAAUAUACCAUGAAGGGUCAACUCAGGUAUUACGACGAGGUCACGGGUUCGGUACAGAAUUGCUCAACUGUGUGCCCUGCUCUGCCCGGUGCGUGCCAACGAAAGUGUCCAGCUUAUAUACCCUCAGGCGACAACGCUUCAACAACACUCAUCGAAACAACCUUGAACACCACUACUGCAUUCGGGAGUGGACAAGAAGUACCCUCGCUUGUACAACUAACUGCUGUGCCGUACAUUUUAAGUGCAAUUGCAGCAAUUCUACUUUUCUUCAUAGCAAUUUAUUUUAAGGACAGAAUCAAACGUUCAAUUAACAGACUUGGUCAACGGUUAUGUCAACAACACUUGAAGUAUGGAAUUCAGGAAGAGAUAAAAAAACCGGAGUUGCAGGACCUUCUCGGCAUUCAUACACAACAAAACAGGCUGCCGUCUGAACCGACAGGAUCGCCCUAGAGAUAAGACAUUCGAUGUUUAGUAAAUGUUCAUUACAAUCAACCAUUGGCACCAUCAUGCAUUCCGUUUUGUUACCGUAGCGACGUUUUUCGUAUAAUUCAUCCUACCUGGUUAAACAAUAUGUGCUUUGUCUGUUUUCCCAUUAACUUUAUACAAGAUGUAUGCACAUAUAAAUGAUCGUAUAUGUAUAAUUUUAUACAAUUAUGUGUGUAACGUAUAUCUAAACACGACACCACCUUAUUUAAGAUAAAAUUGUUGGCGUUUUCUUUUGUUUAAUAUUCUUUUACUGACCAUUCGCAUCACUUUUGGUCAGCUUUCAAUUACACGGCGUCAAUAUUCUGUUUAAAGAUUAUUGUAUUGUGUAUUGGUGAAUUACAACUGUUUUGUCGUCAAAAAACAUCUGAUCAAAGUAUUCAGAUACUUAUUAACACUUGUUAACAUGGCACCCCACCGUAUGCCACGACAACUCUUUGUCAUUUCCUGCUAAUGUUAAACAAAGAACAACUAUGAUACAUGCGUUGACCUGUGUAGCCAAUAUAGGGUGAUACAAUUAAUUUGUCAAAAUGAGCAUGCGAGGAAGAUACUGUUCUGCAUCCUCAUAUUCGGAUGAUGCAUUUAUUGCUGUUCUCAUAGUUUUGUGCAAUUAUAGUUUUAAUAAAAACAUUAAGUGAA